GGCCGCCGAGGCAGCUGGAGCUGCGUUAUCCGCUGCGGUGGCAGUAGCAGUAGCGUCCGGACCGCCGGCGUGUCGCUAGCGAGUACCUGCUCCGCUCCGCUCCUCACAGCCACCGCCACACCUGCCGCCCCUCCGUCACGUCGGGCCUAGUGCGGCUGAAAGCUGCGAUAGAGAUCAAGGCGACGUAGAGGCCACCAAGGCAUCGGCGAGGGCCGGUGCAGAUCCGGCGCACCCUUGCGAAGGACUCCCGCCAGAUACCUCCUCGCCCCCAGAUUUUGACUCCGGGGAGUUCGAAGGUCACGGACGAAGGUGGUGGUGGCGGCGGCCGCCCGUUUGUGUGCACAAAGCUCUGGGUAGGGGCCAAGCUGCUAUAAGCGUUCAGGCGGUCGCGAUCGCAAUGCUUUGCGAACCUGUAGCGUGUGCGGACGGCGGCGCGCCCGCCGCAUCUCUAGUAGCGACCAGUGCGAGAUACGCGCCGCCUUCGCGCCAUGGAGUGUCUUAACCUGAAUCUGCUGCUCCCCCCGGGCAUGAUGCAGAGGAGGAAUUCCCAGUUUCAACGCAAGGUCUCCAUCCGCAUAGGAGAGCGUGCCAACUAUGUCAACAGCCCUCAUGUCAUUGCUAUGGUUGGGCUGCCUGCCAGAGGCAAAACAUACAUCUCCAAAAAGCUUUCACGAUACCUGAACUGGAUUGGCAUCAACACUAAAGUUUUCAAUUUAGGAGAAUAUCGUCGUCAUGCAACGACAGCCUACAAGAGUCAUGAAUUCUUUAGACCAGACAAUAAAGAGGCAAUGGCCAUACGCACACAAUGUGCAAUUGACGCAUUGCAAGAUGUGUGCUCCUGGCUGGAGUGUGGUGGAGAAGUGGCGGUAUUUGAUGCAACAAAUUCCACAGCUGACCGUCGAAGAAUGAUACAUGAAAUAGUUGUAAAUAAGAUGGGUUUCAAAUUAUUCUUUGUGGAAUCUGUGUGUGAUGAUCCACAGAUAAUAGAGCAAAAUAUAAUGGAAGUGAAAGUAAGCAGCCCAGACUAUCAGAACAUGAAUAAGGAAAUGGCAUUGAAAGAUUUUCUGAAACGUAUAGAACAUUACCAGGAAAGAUAUCAGCCCUUGGAUGAGAAAUAUGAAUCGAACCUUAGUUUCAUGAAAAUAUACAAUACAGGUGAAAAGGUGGUAGUACAUAAACAUGAGGGACAUAUACAGAGUCGAAUUGUUUACUACCUAAUGAACAUACAUAUAACACCUCGUACUAUUUAUCUCACAAGGCAUGGUGAGAGUGAGCAGAAUUUAGAAGGACGAAUUGGUGGAGACUCUGAGCUUUCCUAUAGGGGGCACCAGUAUGGAGCUGCACUGUCUGCAUACAUUCAGCAGCAAGAUAUACCUGGCCUUCGUGUUUGGACUUCUUGGCUUAAGAGAACCAUACAGACAGUAGCCAAUAUACCUGCACCACAGGAAAGGUGGAAAGCUCUUAAUGAAAUAGACGCUGGAAUUUGUGAAGAGAUGACAUAUGAAGAAAUAGCUGAGAAAUAUCCUGAAGACUUUGCUGCCCGUGACCAAAACAAAUUUAGUUAUCGCUACCCGAGGGGAGAAUCUUAUGAAGAUCUGGUGGCACGGCUGGAACCGGUCAUCAUGGAAUUGGAACGUCAGGGCAAUGUCUUGGUUGUCAGUCAUCAAGCUGUGUUACGCUGUUUGCUUGCUUAUUUCCUUGACAAGUCAGCAGAUGAGCUACCAUACCUGCAAGUUCCUCUACAUACAAUAAUUAAGCUAACACCAGUGGCAUAUGGAUGCAAAGUUGAGCACAUAAAGCUUCCUAUUGAUGCAGUUGACACACAUCGUCCUAAACCGAAGAUUCCUGGGACGCUAGAGGACAGGUUCAAGCGAGCAAAUUUUGGACGUAUUGUGCCCUCUGUGAUGGUCAACUCUGACGCAUCUUGAUGCUUGAUGGAAGAACUAGCUCCAGAAAUGGCUUCACAUAUGGACCAGUAUUGUAACUGACUCUACUAAAUAUAAAUGUGAUUUCAUAACAAGUAAUUAAAAGUGUGUUAACAGGUAUAACACAGUCAUUGGUAUUCUGAUUCCAGAUGUUUAAUUACGGAUAAGUAAACACUGAGAGACUUUUAUACCCUUAUCUAUUGAUAAUGGUUGAAACUGAUGGUCUCUUGUUGAUUUUUCUAGGAUUGUCAGCAUGUGUACCUAAAUGUUGAUUUUAUUUGCAAGAUUUACAAAAUUCAACCCCUUCCUAAUUACUAAAAGAUUAGUUCAAUUUAUAUGUGAUAUGCUUUAAAUUUUGUCAUUUGCUUGUAUUAAAAAAAACUGUAUUUGACAGUUACAGUAUUAUUUGAUUGAUUGCUCUAUGCAAUACAUUUAACUCAGUACAAGGUCUGACAAUCCUGAUAGUUGUUAGUUUUAAAGAUAUUGGUUACAUAUUUGAACACUUACUCUGUCUCAUCCUUUUAGAAAAUCAAAUCACUUUGUGACUACAGUAAUGAUACGAUUUGUAGAUGUUAAUGUAUCUUUGUUUUUAUAUAACAAAUUUAAAAUAUCUUUGUGAAGUAUGUAUGAAUAUUUUGUCAUAAUUUUUUUAUUAGGAUGAAUAAUAGCCUCAUUAAUGUAUGGUUCACAAGUAUGAGUGUGUGUACAUGUUACAGUGUAUGUGGCCAAUUUAAGGCACACUUAUGUAUUUUGUGCUGUGUAAGACAAAAGGAAGUUGGUUUGAUGGGUGCUACUCAAGUAAGUGAUUAUAUUGUGUUCAGUCAUUUGGAUGAGUAAAGAAUGUUCAUGACAUGCCCAUGUGCUGAAUGAUACUGCAGUAGCGGGACUACUACAGUAAAGAAAAAUAAUUAAUUUUCAUUCUUAAAUAACUUAAUGACUGGUGGAAGGCACUGUGAAAUCAACACUGUCACAGUCAACAGCAUUAACUUUUUGUAUGAUUGUGGCAAUUACCAACCAGAUUACUGACAGGUCACUUCAGUUGUAAGCUUUCUGUUCUGUUAUCCAGCAUACAGUAUGUCUGCAUACUUUUUGUAACAUAAGAGUUUACUGCCAGAAAGCCUAAAAAUACUGUCAUAGUGGCAACUGUUUGAACUCUGUGAAGCAAGGUAGACUUUUCUUGCUUCUGUAACUUUGCCUGCAGCAUAGAACUUGUACUGCAUGGAAAAAAGAACUCUUUGUGUGACAAACAUAAAAUGUUUUGUUGUGUAAAACUUUGCUGAAGUUUUCUUUAGUUCCAAAGUAAUGAUAUUGUGGGUGUAAAAAGAAAGAUCCAGGAGCUGACUACAGCUUUUCUCAUUGUUUCUAUGACUAAUGGGUUGGUAAAUCCAUGUUUUAGUUAUAUUACAGUAAAAAGCCAUAUCAGAGUGUAGAAUGAAUAUCAGUAACAUAUCGUGUAGUUUCAAGGGACUGUUAUUUAUUUAAUGAACUUUAAAGAAUAUGUUUUGUUCUGUAUGGUAAUAUUUAAGACUUUAAUAUUUGACUUCUUUGUUUAUAUGAUGUAAGUAGAAACUGUGUGAUAUCAACUAUACAAAAUAUUGUUUGCAUGUUUUAACUUAUUUAUGCCUUGUGUUAAUUGAUGUGAUUUCUUUUAUUGGACAUAUUGUUUAUCUCUACUGAUUGUAGGGCAUCUUAGAUAAUGAAGUUAUUAUUGUUCAGUCAUUAUGUAAAAUAAUUUGCACUUUCUGGGAUGUAGGAGGCGCUUUAGUAAGAAGUGAGUUGAGGUGUCUUUCACUGAUGGUGCUGAAUGAAUGUCCUAUUCUUCCCUCCAGCAGUUAAUGCCAAAUUGAAUAAUGAAGGUUUCAGAGCUUAAUUUCAAGAGAUAAUUAAAUUUGUGGGUUUAAUCAUGAACAAUACAGUUAAAUAUAAUUACCAUUUGUUAUUCAGACACAUAACUUGACUUGGAGUUCUGGACACUGUGAAUGCUGGACUAAUACACUGAGUUGAGUUAGUUCCCGAAUGAAAUGAGGCAUAACAGGGAAAAACACUUUUAUACUAUGAAAGAUAGUAUGAAAUAAUAUAUCUAUGUAAAUUUGUAAUAUUUUCAGAAAGAAAAUAAGAUAUAUUUUGUAAGGAUAUGAAUUUUGGUUAUCUGAAAUUGUGUCUCAGUUAAUUGUAUCACUUUUAUUUUUCAGUCUUAUAUGACUGGAAUCAUCUGUAGAAUUACAUUUUGCAUUUUGGACAGACAUUGAUCCUAACAGUCAAAGUAAAACUCUUUGAACAUUACAACAGUUUUAUACAACCAAAGGUUGAACAUCUAAAGGCUACAUUACAUAUUCUAUUUAUUGUUUUGUAAUUAUAAAUUUUACUGGUCUUGUUAUAUAUUUACAAAAAUAAAAAUUUCAAAACAG
Molecule: messenger RNA, 4333 nt
Organism: Schistocerca cancellata (South American locust)
Lineage: Eukaryota; Metazoa; Arthropoda; Insecta; Orthoptera; Acrididae
Gene: Pfrx
Product: 6-phosphofructo-2-kinase/fructose-2,6-bisphosphatase 2
Exons: 11
Coding region: 489-1928 (479 amino acids)
Biological process (GO): fructose 2,6-bisphosphate metabolic process; fructose metabolic process
Cellular component (GO): cytosol
Molecular function (GO): 6-phosphofructo-2-kinase activity; ATP binding; fructose-2,6-bisphosphate 2-phosphatase activity
Source: RefSeq, a predicted model, not a curated record